Messenger RNA from Saccharomycodes ludwigii, 8067 nucleotides. RefSeq names its product Gcn1p (gene GCN1). Gene Ontology annotation, molecular function: protein kinase regulator activity. Bases 1 to 8067 code for a protein of 2688 amino acids. NCBI's taxonomy places the organism in Eukaryota, Fungi, Ascomycota, Saccharomycetes, Saccharomycodales, Saccharomycodaceae. Gene Ontology annotation, cellular component: cytosol. The transcript has a single exon. Gene Ontology annotation, biological process: regulation of translation; cellular response to amino acid starvation. The record is from RefSeq and is a predicted model, not a curated record.
AUGGAAGAGAUCCUCGAAAUAUUAAAUAAAAGAGAGAUUUAUAGUUCUCCAUUAUCCAUUAAAUUACCUGCAUUAAAAAAAAUUGAAGAAUACGUAAAUGAGUCCUCAAACAAUGACGAAAAUGCUUCAAAAGUUUUGAAUAAAAUUUCCGAGACUUUAUUGCAGACUUUUUCAGUUUAUCAAGACCAAGAGUCUAAAAGGUUACUAGAAAACAUCUUUAUAGGUAUUAUGAAUAAGGACAAUGACAAUAACAACAAUGGCGAUACUGAAACUGUAGAUAAAUACUGUACCUUUAUCAUGAAGAUAGUUUCCUCUAAGAUGGGUACUAGAGCUGUUGUUGAUUACAUUAAUAUUUUCGAUUGGGUGGUUAAGUUUAUUGAAAAUGCUUUAGCCGCAACAACAACAGCAAUAAUAACUGAUGAAAGAAAACUUGCUAGACUACAAAAAUUGCUAGAAUUGUACGUUUAUGUUACUGAAUCUAUAGAAAUUUCAUUAGAGUUUUCUAAUAAACAUGAUUCUAAACAUAAAAAAAGAAUGCGUGACCAUAUUUUGCAAUCCACUAAGAAAGCAUUUAUGAAAAAUGCCAGCAAAAAGAAUUAUUUCCUACUAUUUAAAGAGAUUGAUUAUACCAAGAUUUUUAAAAUCCCAGCGGUGUACUCAGGUGUUAUCUGCUUAAUUGGAUCCUUAUCUAAAUUUGUUGAACAUGAGAUGAUUUCCACCCCUGCUGUCAGUGAAAUUUUUAUCAAUUCUCAGAUUGUUGAGAAUUUUGUUUCUUAUUUUGGUAAAGACGUCAUUUUAAGUAAGAACCCACCAUCUGUUGAAUGUUUAAAGGAAUUUUUACCUCCAUUUGUUUCUCGAUUUUUGACUCCUACACUCUUUACCGAACAUAUUGUACCAAAUUUGGAAAAGUGCAAUCUAAGGUCUCCUGAACACUCUUUUGUUAUUUCAACUGUUUUAUAUACGUGCUGCACCUUUCCAGUGGGGUCUAUUUUUGUUUCUACCAAGUUAUUAUCCCAGACACUUCAAUCUUUAAAGUCAAGUAAGGAACAUAUAAGGAAAGUUUCAUCAAACGCCUUGAUUUCUAUUUUACAAAAGGAUACCACAACUGAAGAAGUGUGCGAGAAGAUCGUUGAUGAAUUGUUUAGAACUUUAAAGACAAAUUUAAGUGCUGAUUUUAAGAUUAUUGCUGCUGACAUCUUAUAUAAUGUUCCCACCGUUGCCUAUAAUAAUCUAGCUUCUACCAUUUUGAAGCAUUUGUCCAAUUAUGUCUCUAAGGAAUCUAACGAACAUGUCUUAACAUACGAGUUAAAUGCAUUUUGUAGGCAUUUGCUUGUUUUGAAAGAUAAGGACGAGACUAAUCAAAUGCUAAAGAUCCUAGACAAUGGCAUGAAUGAUCAAAAACUAAAAAAAACCUGGAUGUGCACUAUUUUACUUAACUUUACUUUUGCAUCUGAAAACGUUUACCAGGCCAUCAUUCAAAAUCAAGAACUAUGCAAAUUUGUUUCAGAAACUUUAAAGGAGUCAUACAAACACGAUCAUUUACAAAUUUUGGCUUGUGUGCAAUUUCUGGAAACUUUUGGUGAUUAUUCUACAAACGAAGCCUUUAAUUUUAACGAUGCCUUGGAAAAUUUAGGUUUGAAUUUAGUGCAGAUUAGUUUGUCUAGAAAAUUAAAAUAUACCGAUCGUUUGAAAGGUCUCGCCCUUUUAAGUAGUCAAUUUUUAAAAUUUCCAGAUGUCGUUGGAAAAUCCGUUAUUGCUGCUUUGGAAUUCAUUUGUAUUAACGCGUCUGUGGUUGAAGAAAAAUUAUCUGUGUCAAUGGCUUAUAUUGUUCCUGUUUUUUUCGCCAUUUCUCAAAAAUUAAAUCAUAGCAACGAACAUAUAAGUGUAGAAAUCCUAAUCAACCUGUUAUACUCAGCCCAAUUCUUUGAUUCUCAAUUGAAAAAGAAAAAUGGCUGGGCUGGCUUAGCUUUACACGCUGGAUUAAACCCAGCAGAGGUUAUUUCCCAAAACUCUUCCAAAAUACAAGACAAAUUGAUAUCUGUGUCCAAAAAUAAAUCUUUAUUAACUACACCAUUUGCCAUUGCUGUUUUUAAAAGUGCUGCUUAUUCUGCCUUUAUUAACCCAGAUGUAAUGACUCCUAUUUUGACCAAAACAAUUAAAGAUGAUUUUAGCCAAGCAACCUUGCAAUUAAAGAAUGUUACUGAACAAGAUAUGUAUAUUUGGAAGACCGAAGUUAAAGCAGGUGAGCCGGUUAUAGAUGUUAUCUCUGAAUUUGAAAAUAAGAAAAAGAACCAAAUAUCAAAAAACUCAAAAGAUUAUGAAACUUUGAAGUGGGAAGAAAGUAUUAGAAGUAAACAAAAGGGGAAAAAUAUUUUAAAUAAUAAGCGUAGAUACACUAAAGAAGAACAAGCGUUAAUCAACACUCAAUUGGAAAAAGAAACUUUAGUGAGGAACAAGAUGGAUGGAAUUUAUUUUUGUUUAAAUCGCUCUGUCAAUAUUGUUAGUAAUCUUGCCAGAGAUGCUAUUCAAGUGGAAAAUGGGGUGUCCACUUGGUUUCCUGUUGCCGUUAGUGAGUUGUUGCAGUUAUUGGAAACUGAUAAAUACUAUGACAUAGUUAAAGACUUAGCACUUCAUGUAUUUUUGGAGUUGUCUUCUAUUUUAACUGAAAAACUGGGAUCAGCUAGAUAUUUUAUUGGUUUGGCAAUUUUACGUGCUUAUAAUGUGAAUCAUCUUCCAGAGACCUUGACUCAGGAGCCAUUAUUGGAUUUGAUUUCCAGAGUUUUGUUUAAGAUUAAAUUCUUAACUGAUAAAGCUCCUCUAAAUGCCAUUAAUUUAACUUAUGUUUUGCCAUUACUAAUUAAGGUUUUGGAAGAGGGCAAAGAGGUUGCUUUGAAAAAUUCCACUAAGCAUGUAUUGAAAACUGAAUUUAACGAAGAGGAUAAAGAAGAAGAACAUUUGUUGUUGGCUGUCGAAAUUGUGUCCUCGCAUGGUGAAGAAUUCCAAGAUCCUAACAUCCCCCGUGCAGAUAUUUUAAGCGUUUUGUUAUCUUUACUAGGUCUAUCCACUAAGGCUAAAUUGGCCAAGGACUGUUUCAACAUAUUAUGCCAAAAUAUUUCUGUUUCUCCGUCAGAAAAGGAUAUUAACAUGAUUUUAUCCUAUCUAUUAACUCCAAACCAAUUUGUUCGCACCACUAUAUUAGAGACCUUAUAUGAGGAGUUUGAUUUAAGCCCCUUUGUGAAAUAUUCGCCAGAAGUCUUUAUUUGUAUUUUUGAUGACGACGAAGCCUCAUCCCAAUUUGCUACUUGGGUUUGGGAAUCAAACAACUUUAAUAUUUGCGACGCUCUAAUCAAUGAUUUAUUGAUGAAGUUUUUUGGCCAAGAAGAUAGCGGGUUACGUUUGUUUGUGUCUGAAGCAUAUGCGGUUUCAGCUAAUAAAUUAGGCAGCAGUGAUCAUUCUGUUUUUAUUGGUUAUGUAGAUAAAUUAAUGAAAUAUUACGAUGAAAAGGCUCUUCCACCACAGCCAAUUUUGGAUGAAUAUGGUCUACUUGCUGUUUCUGCUGCUGAACAAAAAGAUCCCUGGGAACAUAGGAGCACAGUGGCUUUAUCUUUAAAGCAGUGCAUUGCUUAUUACAAAAGUGGUAUCACCUCGUCUGACAUUGUUAGUUUUGUGGAGUUUUUGAUUAAUAAUGGUGCUUUAGGUGAUAAAUCGCAGCUUGUACGUGAAGAAAUGAAAGACGCUGGUAUCUCGAUGCUAACUGCUUACGGUGCAGCAUAUGUCGAGGAAUUAAUUCCAAUUUUUGAAAAAGCUUUAAGCUCUGAUACCCCUGCAAUUGUUCAAGAAAAUGUAAUUAUAUUGUAUGGUUCCUUGGCCAGACAUUUAAAAGAAAGUGAUCCAAGAGUAACUAUUAUUGUUAGCAAAUUAUUAAAUACACUAGAUAACCAGUCUGAGGACGUUCAUAAAGCUGUUUCCGCUUGUAUUAGUCCGUUAGUUCCCUUAUUUAGAGCUAAAACGCAAGAAUUUAUUGAAAUGCUUUUCCAGAAAUUGUUUGAUUCAUCAAGUCCAAUUUAUAUCAGGAAAGGUGCGGCUUGGGGUAUUUCUGGGCUAGUAAAGGGGUAUGGUAUUUCCUCCUUAUAUGAGUUCGAUAUUAUCCGUAAUUUGGUCGAUGCUUCUGAGGACAAAAAAGAUUUGCAUCGUAGGGAAUCCGUUGCCUUUGCCUUUGAAUGUUUGUCUAAUUCUUUACAACAAUAUUUUGAGCCAUAUGUUAUUGAAGUUUUGCCAAAUAUUUUGAAAAAUUUGGGUGAUCAGUCCGCAGAAGUCCGUGAUGCCUCCAGUAAGUCAACUAAAGCUAUCAUGUCACAUACCACGAGUUUUGGUGUUAAGAAGAUGAUUCCCGUUGCUAUUGAUAAUUUAGAUGAUCUUUCGUGGAGAACUAAAAGAGGCUCCGUUGAGUUAUUGGGUUCAAUGGCAUACUUGGAUCCAACUCAAUUAUCCGCUUCCCUAUCUGUUAUUGUUCCUGAAAUUGUUCGUGUUUUAAACGAUUCUCAUAAGGAAGUGCGUAAAUCUGCUGAUCAGGCUUUGAAACGUUUUGGUGAAGUUAUUAGAAAUCCGGAAAUUCAAAAAUUGGUUCCUGUUUUGAUCAAGGCCAUUGGGGAUCCUACUAAAUACACUGAGGAGUCGUUGAAUGCAUUAAUUAAAACACAGUUUGUCCACUACAUUGAUGGUCCAUCUCUAGCUUUAAUUAUCCAUGUCAUUCACCGUGGUAUGCGCGAUAGAAGCGCCAACACCAAGAGGAUUGCUUGUAAGAUUGUUGGUAAUAUGGCAAUUUUAGUUGAUGCCAGAGACUUGGUCCCAUACUUGCAUCAGUUAAUUGAGGAGGUUGAAAUAGCUAUGGUUGAUCCAGUUCCUAGCACUAGAGCCACUGCUUCUCGUGCUUUAGGUGCACUAGUUGAGAGAUUGGGUGAAGAACAGUUCCCAGAUUUAAUUCCAAGCUUAUUAGCCACAUUGAGUGAUGAAACUAAGGCUGGUGAUCGUCUAGGUGCCGCUCAAGGUUUAGCUGAAGUUAUCAGCGGUUUAGGUCUACACAAAUUGGAUGAGUUGUUGCCUGCCAUUUUGUCUGGUGUCAACAAUUACCGCGCUUAUGUUAGAGAGGGUUUUAUUCCAUUGUUACUAUUUUUGCCGGUUUGUUUUGGUGCUCAAUUUGCUCCAUAUAUUAACCAAAUUAUCCAACCAAUUUUAAGUGGGUUGGCUGACACUGACGAAAAUAUUAGUGAUACAUGUUUGAAAGCUGGUAAGUUAAUUGUUAAGAAUUAUGCCAAUAAAGCUAUUGACUUAUUGUUACCAGAAUUGGAAAGUGGUAUGUUUGACGAAAACGAUCGUAUUAGACUUUCAUCUGUUCAACUUACUGCAGAUUUAUUAUUCCAAGUUACUGGUAUCUCCAGUAAGAAUGAGUUUGAUGAGGAUGAAGAGGUUGAACAGCAGCAUAGUGAAAUUGGGAAACAAAUGGUUCAAGUUUUGGGUGUUGAACGUCGUGAUAGAAUCUUGGCUUCGUUAUUUAUUUUAAGGUCAGACGUUUCUGGUAUUGUUCGUGCAGCCACUGUUGAUGUUUGGAAGGCAUUGGUUCCAAACACACCACGUAUUAUCAAGGAAACUCUACCAACACUAACCAACAUCAUUGUUAUCCAUUUGGCCUCCCCUAUAAAUGCUUUGCGUAAUAUUGCCGCCCAAUCGUUGGGUGAUUUAGUUCGUCGUGUUGGGAGCAAUGCCCUUUCUCAGUUGUUGCCAACUUUAGAAGGUUUGUUAGAAACUGCUGCUGACUCAGAUUCCAGACAGGGUGUUUGUAUUGCCUUGCAAGAGCUUAUUACAUCUUCUAACCCUAACACCUUGGUUGAUUUCCAAGAAGUUAUUGUGAGGAUAAUACGUAUUACAUUAGUUGACGGCAAUGAAACGGUCAGGGAAUAUGCUGCUGCUUCCUUUGACGCUUAUCAAGAGGUUGUUGGUAAAGUUGCUGUAGAUGAGAUUUUACCACAUUUAUUAAAUAUGUUAGGAUCUUCAGACAAUUCUGAAUAUGCCUUAUUAGCUUUACAGGAAAUUAUGGCUACCAAGAGCGAGGUCAUUUUCCCAGUUUUGAUUCCAACAUUAUUAGCUCCUCCUAUCGAUGCGUUCAGAGCUCGUGCUUUGGGAUCUUUAGCUGAAGUUGCCGGUUCUGCUUUAUAUAAGAGACUAUCAAGCAUUAUCAAUGCAUUAGUUGAUAGCUUAAUUAGCAUAAAAGACAAUGAUGUAGAACGAAUUGAAAUUGGAGAAUCUUUGGAUAAGGUUUUCGCUUCUGUACGCGAUGACGAAGGGUUACAUCCAUUGUUACAACAAAUUUUGUCACUGAUUAAACAUGAGGAUUUGAACAAACGUGUUGUAAUUUUGGAGCGAUUACCGAAUUUCUUUAAUUCUACCCAUUUAGAUUAUGGUAUUUAUAUUCAAGAGCUCGUUACCCAACUAAUUUUGUUAUUAGACGAUGAUGAUGCUAGAAUCGUUAAAGGUGCCUUUGAAUCGCUAACUGCUUUGGUAAAAAACCAAAACAAGACUAUUUUGGAAACUUUGGUUGCUCCGGCUGCUCAAGCUUUAAGAUUGACUGGAAACAAGGGCGAGGAAUUAGCUGCGUUCAAAUUGCCAAGAGGACCAAACUGUGUUUUGCCAAUUUUCUUGCAUGGUUUAAUGUAUGGUUCGAGUGACCAACGUGAAAGUUCCGCCUUAGCCAUUGCAGACAUUGUAUCCAAAACACCAGCCACGAAUUUGAAGCCCUUUGUCACUAUCAUUACUGGUCCAUUAAUCCGUGUUGUUGGUGAAAGAUUUAAUAGCGAUAUUAAAGCAGCCAUUUUAUAUGCUUUGAAUAUUUUGUUUGGUAAGAUCCCACAAUUCUUAAGACCAUUUAUUCCUCAAUUACAAAGGACUUUUGUUAAGUCUUUAUCCGAUGCAGGCAAUGAAACUUUACGUUUGCGUGCUGCCAAGGCUUUGGGUACUUUAAUUGAAUAUCAACCGAAGGUAGAUCCAUUGGUUGUUGAAUUAGUUAGUGGCGCCAAACAAGCUACUGACCCUGGUGUUAAGGCUGCAAUGUUGAAAGCCAUAAUGGAAGUUGUUACGAAGGCUGGUAAAAAAUUAAAUCAAACUUCCAAAAAUAAUAUAAUUGAAUUGGUUGAAGAAGAAAUCUUGUCUGCUGAUGAUAAAUUGGCAAUUGCUUACGCCAGACUAAUUGGUGCAUUAUCCGAGAUUUUGACCACGGAUGAAGCUAUAAGGAUUUUGAACGAAAAGGUUUUGGAAACAGGCAAUGAAGUGGAUUCAGAGUCUAGGAAGUUUGGUAUUUUGACUUUGAAUGCCUUUUUAAGGGACGCUCCGCAGCACAUUUUCGACAUGAAAGAUCAAAUUAUUGAAUAUUUGAUUUCUGCGUCUGAUUCCAAGGUGCCUUAUAUAAGUGAUAAUGGUUUAGUGGCAAUUGGUAAGAUUAUGUUGUUGGAAAAUGAAAAAAAAACGCCAUAUUCUAAUAUCGAAUCAACCGAGCCAUUUCAUUUGGGUGAAGAAAAUAGUUCCAAAUUGGUUACUCAACUAUGUAAAUGUAUGGUUUGUCCGGCUAGUAAUUCACCGGAUUCUAGAAGAUUAUCUUUAGUUAUUGUUAGAACUUUGGCUAGAUGUAAAUAUGAGGAAGCUAUUCAUCCAAACUUAGGCACUUUGGUUCCUAAUGUCUUCAGCUGCGUUAGAGAUUCCAUAAUUCCUAUUAAGUUGGCUGCUGAAAAGGCUUAUUUAUCUAUCUUUAGAUUGAUUGAAGAACCGGAUAAUAAUACAUUCAACAAAUGGAUGGAAGCCGUUAGUGGCGAAAGUUCCAUCACUAAUGCUGCGGAUGCUACUAUUCAAUUAAGAUCUAUUAGUGAGUAUACUAAGAGGGUUGGUUCUAGACUAGCUAGAGUCGAAAGAGACAGAAUUGAAGCAGGCGGUGACGCUGAAGCCAUGUUUAGUGAUAGAUUUGAAGAUGAGAAUGAAAUCUGGGCUGUAGGGGGUGUUGAUAUGAAUGUAAAUGAUAUUUGA